Molecule: messenger RNA, 690 nt
Organism: Amaranthus tricolor (Joseph's coat)
Lineage: Eukaryota; Viridiplantae; Streptophyta; Magnoliopsida; Caryophyllales; Amaranthaceae
Exons: 1
Coding region: 1-690 (229 amino acids)
Molecular function (GO): nucleic acid binding
Source: RefSeq, a predicted model, not a curated record
AUGCUAGGUACAAUUAAUGAACUUGCAACAGAGUAUGAAAUGUGUAGGAAAACAAUCACGAGAUUAUGGAAAGAAGUUCAAAAGCAAAGGGAAAACAACAACACAGCCAUCAACCUCAACAACAAGAGGGUUGGGAUACAGGCACCCAACAAAAUUCAAUUGGAUGAGGAGAAGUUCAAGUCCAUCAAAUUUGAACUAAAAGGCAUUCAACAUUCAGUGGCAAAGAAAAUGGAAGUAUCACAGUCAACAGUGUGUAGGUGGAAAAAGGACAGAGUAAUUAGAAAGCAUACAAACACAAUCAAACCCACACUAAAUGAUAAUAACAAACUACACAGGUUAAGUUUGGCAUUAUCUAAGUUGCAAUAUGAUGAACACAUUGAUACGUUGAAGUUUAAGCCACAUACUAACAUUGUUCAUAUUGAUGAAAAGCAUUUUUAUCUAACUCGGGAAUCACAGACUUACUACCUAGCACUGAGUGAAGUAGAACCACAUAGGGAAAGUCAAUCCAAAAGAUUCAUUCCAAAAAUAAUGUUCAUGUGUGCUGUUGCAAAUCCAAUUUUUUUAACUAAUCGUGAUGUGUUUUUUGAUAGUAAGAUAGAGAUAUGGCCUUUUAUUACUCAAGAGCCUGCCAAAAGGAGCUCAAAGAAUAGAAAGAAGGGGAAUUGGAGACCAAACCAAUACAAUCAAUAA